Molecule: messenger RNA, 1761 nt
Organism: Arabis nemorensis
Lineage: Eukaryota; Viridiplantae; Streptophyta; Magnoliopsida; Brassicales; Brassicaceae
Source: the annotation of a GenBank genome assembly
AUGAAGAAGCUUCGGAAAUGGUUCACAUUGAUUGAUGCCACGACGUUUUCGAAGAAGAAAAUACCUGCAAAGAAACUGCAAAGCGCUUUGUAUCUAAACAAGCAACUUCAUGAGACCUUGUACGGUUUCAUCGUGUUUGAAGUUGAAUGGGCCAAUGUGAGGGGUAUCAAUUACUUGAAUGAGCUACUGACAGACACAUCUCUUGCUAUUGAAGCUAAGUUGAUGCGAAGGUGGGAGUUUGAGAGUAUCCACCAAGCGGUAACAAGUAUGUCUCAGUGGUUCUCUGGAUCGAAAACUGAAAGGUCUUGCUUAAAGGAAUAUCUCGAUUCAGCUAUAGGAGAGGUUUUUCAUGACGCUGAAGCAGAUUUCUCAAAAACUUAUCCCGUUGAUGAUGAUGACAACCUUGGCAGCGACAAUGUUUCUGUUGAAAAUGACUCACCUUGCUGCUCCAGAAGUGUCUUCAACAUUAAUCAUUCUACUGCUGAUUAUGAUGAAAACGAACCUCACACACCGCCUCUGACUGGACCGUAUAAGAGAAGAAGAGUAACUAAAGCAAUCAGCACCGGAGUUGAAGUUGACUAUAUGGAGGAAACACCGAAAAGAGAAGAUAACUCGGUAGACCACUUGGAAAGCCAUGUACCUGAUGGUGAGAACGUCAUUGAAGCAACCCAGUAUAAAGAUGUUCUAGUUCUUGUUAGGUUUGGCGACCGUGAUCUCCCCUUCAAACUGCGAGAGGUUGUAAUGGCUGACAUACGCUUGCUUACUUUACUUGAAGCUGGUCUCCCUUCAUGGGUCUUGUUUCUGCAGUCUUAUCCCGGCUUUUGCCAUCUUUAUCGACCCUGGAUGUGCCUUUUCGCCAGAGCUUUAUAUGUGAUGGUAUCAAUCAUCACCGUUGUGAUAGGUUUUUAUGACCUGUACAAAAAUGUCCCCGUUCUGAAAGCCACUGCAUCUCGGUUAUGUGGGCCACUCAUUGAUUGGGUUGAAACAUGGGACAUGGUAUCGCGGAUAAAGUACUUGGGAACGAUGUUGUUUCUUCACAACUUUCAGAAAGCUGUCAAGUGGGCUCUGACUAUGGCACGUGCUAUGCAGUCAUUUGUUUCUUUACUCGUAAUGCCUCUGGUAAACCCUCUCUUAGACGCUCUUGGUUUGCUCCUACCGUUAUGGAAUUCGUUGGCGGAAACAGUGGAGAGCUUGGUUUCGGUUGUUUGGAUAGUGAUCGAGUCUGGUUUCACUCUUGUUGGUGAUGUGGUAGAAUUGGUUCUCUUGCCCAUUUGGUUUAUCGUCUCGCUAGUUUGGAACAUCAUAAGUACUGUUUUACUGCCUCUAUUCUGGAUCAUCUGGGAAGUGAUAUAUGCACCGAUCAGAGUGGUUGUUGCAUUAGCCAACUGUUUAGCUUUUUCCUUCUCAUACAUAUUUGAUGUUCUCGGGGAUUUAUGGCGGUAUAUGAGCAGCAUACUUCAGCUUGCAUCAGAUUCUCAAGCAGCUGUGAAGACGUACGAAGUCUCCAUGUGGCGCACGCUUUGGAACGACCUCUUUUCUCAUGUUUUUCGUGCUGUGAGGAGUAUAUUGAACGGAUUUGUUGCCUUCUUUGCUGCCUGUAACAGGCAUCGGCUUAGUAUAUAUAAUCACAUACAAGAAUUUAACCAGAGACUACAUGGAAGAACCUCGAGAUCAGAAUCGAUAGACUCAAAACAUGGCAGGUCUUCUAAGAACCAUCAACGUACAGGAGAUGAUACGAGAAGGAAAUUACACCUUGCAUAG